Chara braunii is the source of this 2602-nucleotide messenger RNA. Lineage: Eukaryota; Viridiplantae; Streptophyta; Charophyceae; Charales; Characeae. The record is from the annotation of a GenBank genome assembly.
GGAUGUUGUAAAGUUUCAACGCAUCCUUCAGUAUGUCCUCCACAGCUACCAUCAGGAGGUGAAGAAAGUCAUAGAUGCGGCUCAAGGUAGCUGGGAGAGGUUCAAGGAGGGGAUGCAGAGGAAAUACCGCCUAGGAGACGGGUUGUUGGCUACCACGGAUCUUGAAGCGAUGAACAAAGAGGAUUUUACGACUAUAGGGGCCUUUGUUCAAGAAUUUAAGAAGAGGGCGCGGAAGCUCCAUGGGAUUUCGGAGGAAGCACAGUGCGCCAUCUUCCUGGGGCUACCCACAGCAUCGGAGGCCGUCGAGUUGACGAGACAUGGAGGAGGUAGCACUAAGCUCAUGUGGGCCACCAUUGGCAGAGGGGUGGAAGUUGGGUGCUUGGACCAGGUGGAACAACAUCAGGUACGCCUGCAAAGGCAAAAGAGAAAGGAAAGAGAUGCGACCGCUUCUGGGACCCCGGGAGUAACAAGGAUUGUUACAGACGUAUUGGCACAGCUAGGGUAUGCGACAGAGCUAGUGGUGCAAAGGAGGGUGGUGACGACUGACAAAGUAAAAAGAAAAGAGCCAGUGAUAGAGGAGGCUGGUCAGGAGGAGCUCUGGGAAGAGGAAGAGCCGGUGCCGCAGCACCUGACGAAGGUCCAGCGCAAAGCAGCGCGAACGAGGAAUCAAGCCAAGGCCAGUAUCAGCCAAGAGCCUCCAAGGAGGGAACACGAACCAGGGAGAAGGAAAGAAACUGUGGAAGUAGAGGACGACGAUGAUGAAGAGGAAGAGGACCAGAGGCUGCGCAGAGAAGAGGAUCAGAGMGCGGAGCAGCGGGCAAGGAAAAAGGGAACCAGGGGAGAGGCCGAACCGGUCAUACAUGACGGACCGCCCAAAAAGAAGAGGUACGYGGUCCGGUUGGAAGAGGGAUUUGACGUAGAGAAGGUGAUUGACCGACUGCUGGAAGGGCAUAAUGACCUCAUAACCCUGAAGGAAUUCAUAGCGUCAGCCCCGCGACUCCGCGAUGAACUAAAGGGGAGGUUAUCACGGCGCCUGGUGCCCAAUGUCCAUCUGGGUACGAUCCUGCCCAAGGAGGCAGAGUGGGCAGAGUCAGGUACGAAGAUGGACUGGAAGUGCAUAGCCUGCGAUACGGUGGAUUUGAUGGUGAAGGGUUCCAAGUGCGCAGCAAUGGUGGACACCGGGGCAGAGAUGAACAUUAUUCGGGAGGCGGACGCGAUCAGAUCCGGGUUGGAUAUAGACCGUUCUGACUGUGGUAUUCUGCAUGGAGCCAGUUGUAAGGCCAUGUUUUGCGGGACAGCCUCGAAUGUGCUCGUCGAGGUUGGAAAGGUGAAGGCCAGGGCGUGCUUCUUCAUAAUGCCAGACGUGGACCAUGGAAUCCCUCUGGGGAGGUCAUUCCUAAGCAGGACAGAGACCGUGAUGUUCAACAAACAUGAUGGGACGUUGAUCCUCCUCUUAUGCGAUCCUGCCUGUGGGAAUUAUGAAAUAAUUACUUGCAGGAACACCGGGCCAAGGAGUAUAAGGAACCGGCCCAAUCCAGGAUCAUUCACAGUCGAGGAGUCGGAAGGGGAGCGCAGGAGGCUCUGGGCAGAGCCCGAAGCAGGAGAGAGGGUGGAAGCAUUUUUCCUCAGCCUGUCAGAUGUUGGGAAGGCCAUGGACCUGGUGGCCGCGCAUGAGAUGGCAGAUCCGGAUGCCAUCCAGGCCUUGAGGGAACAAGUUCUGGAAUGCCCUGAGGCRGGAAGGUUGGAAUUGAGACAGGCAGAGAGAGAGGCGUUCGAGUUUAGAGCCCCUACUGAGCUCGCGACGCUGCCAGUGGCGGCGGCAGGCCCAGUCGUACCUUUGGCUGUAGAGGAGGGGCUGCCACCAUCUAGCAGUGAGUCGGCUCAGGGCUCGGCAGAGGGAUCCAUGGGCGUGCUCCUUGAGGCGGUGCAUACUAUGCAGGAGGAGGKGAGKUUGUUUUCACCUGAGCAGAGGAUAGAGGAGCCUCUUGAGAGAGAGAUAGAGAUUGAGGCGGAGAGUGCCAUCGAGAGCAGGCUCCAGAGGAUGGGCACGCCUGAGUAUGGGCCAGAGGGGAUUGAGGAGCAGCCUAUGGCAGUGCCAGGAGAGACACUCGAGAAGAAACCUCAGAGGUUGGACACACCUGAGUACGUCCCGGUAACAGGGGAUUUGAGGAGCAGACUGGGGUUUUGGGCUACAGGAUCUGGGUAUGGGGGACCGGUUCCUGGGACAGAGCAGCAGGAGGUCUUUAGUACCGCAGCUCCUCAAGCAGAGCAGCAGGGGGUUGUCAGUACCUUGGCAGGAUCUCCUUCGUCACCACCUCCUCAGCCCAGGAAGAAGAAGUUCAAGAGGAAGAUUGAUCAGCUAUGCUUCUACUACAAAAGGGGCGUGCAUCUGGCUCUGGACUGUCUCGAGUUCCUUGAGGAUAAGGCAGUAGGGAAGGUCUCAGAGGUAGGGGGUAAGAUGUAUGAUAGACAGGGCAGGAUAGUAAAGAAGUCUGCAGAUGGACUUAGGGCUCAGUUAUAUAGGCAAAACCAAGAGGAGUUGAGGAGGUAGGGUCCGGUUGUCUAUGUAAGUGGGCGGGUGUCUUGUGAGGCAUCAACUUAG